UACCGUAAAAUUUUUGGGCAUUGUGCAAAAGAGAUUUUACAUGUUUAUGUUAUGGAUUUCUCUGCAAUUCUGGCUGUUCACAAUUUAUGGCGGAUAGGGAAUUUGUUCAUGGCAAUUUUCUUCUCUCUCGCAUCAUAUGUACAGCAUAAUGAUCCUGAUGCAGGGAUAUGGAUGGUUGCCUAUGGUAUUCCAGCAUUUCUAUGUGUAGCACAGUGUGUGAGGCCAAGCAUAUCUGAUAAUGUAUUAUGGCGUUACAUGACAGCGUUUCAUCUGGUGCUUUGUGCCUGUGGAGAGGGGUAUAUUCUCUCCCAUAUCUACCUGACCAGUGGGGCUGCAGGCAAGCACGCUCAACAGUGGUUUGAAAUGGAAGAAGCAAGAGAAUUUGCUGGGCUUUUUCUGGUCUGUGUAUGGCUGACUUUAUGCUUUCUACAAACCAAGACAAACGGAAUGACUAGCCCUCCCCGGCUGGUGGUAUGGCUCGCUGUCCUUCUUAUCAUAACACCCUUCAUUCUCUGGGCUUCCGUGUACUUCAACAAAGACUUUAAUCAAAUUCAACCAGAUCACUGCAAAGGGUCGCUAAAGAUGCCCAGCUUUCAAAUGUGA
Molecule: messenger RNA, 603 nt
Organism: Strongylocentrotus purpuratus (purple sea urchin)
Lineage: Eukaryota; Metazoa; Echinodermata; Echinoidea; Camarodonta; Strongylocentrotidae
Product: transmembrane protein 220
Exons: 6
Coding region: 52-603 (183 amino acids)
Source: RefSeq, a predicted model, not a curated record